Molecule: messenger RNA, 2147 nt
Organism: Vigna umbellata (rice bean)
Lineage: Eukaryota; Viridiplantae; Streptophyta; Magnoliopsida; Fabales; Fabaceae
Source: RefSeq, a predicted model, not a curated record
AAUGCUGAAAUGGACCUGGCCAAUAAGGAUUCAGUUUUAGAUGGAGAACUUUAGGCCACAAAUCUCGGCACCAAAACAUUCUCAGCCACAAACUCAUAAAAAGUCUCUAUCUUUCUUCCUUUUUGCUUGCUCACAACUGUCUCUCAGAAGAUUAGCACAAAAUGGUACUUCAACUCGCUAUAUAUUAAGCCUUUCUUAAAACUGUUUAUCAAAUGAAACUUGUCACUUGAUCACUCAAAACCACACCCUUCAGAACCGAAAAUUUUCUGUGAACCCCGCAAACCUCUUGCCAAGUUUUGUUUUGUUUUGUUUGUCACUCAAAAUUCUGUGAACCCUACUAAACUUCUUACCAAGUUUUUGUUUUGUUUGUCACUGAGUACUGUAAUCUCCAACUGGGUUGGUUUGUUUUCAUCAAUCAGAAGUCUGAUUCUCUCGCUUCAUAAGCCAUAGAAAGACUAUUUGGCAUGGAUUUGUACUAUGGAUGUGAAAAUGGUGAAUAUUUUUUACCAAAAGAUCAAGAAGAUUUACUGGAAAGGUAUUCUUCAGCAGGGUGUUGGUCAGAAUGGGGAAUAAAAGCACCUGAAUGCCUUAAUUCAACUGAGGAGUAUUUGACCAAGAACACAGAAGAGACAGAGGUAGAAUUCAAUUUCAUUGAUAAAAGUUUCAAAGAUGAAAUUGAGUUUGACCCUUAUCUACAAGACAAAGAUCAAUCUAGCAGCUCAAGUGUGUGUGGAGGAUUGUCUGAGCAAUUUCAACAAACAGCACUCUCGUGUGAUCGUCAGUCCAAAUACGAGCUUCAAGACCUAUCGACUUUCGAACAUGUGGAUGACUUUUUCUUGUACAAGCAACUCUAUAAGAAUGAACCUGUUAUAGCAUGGGAUUCUGUACUUGAAGAUUUUACCUGUGUUGAAAACCUUCACAAAUCUUUCCUUUAUCCUGAGAACCCAAGCAGCAACACCAACGAUGCAGUGCACAAAGAUGUUGCAGCUUCAGGGUUUGUUUCUUGCAACUCUGACUCUAAGGAUUGCCUGGAUAUAGAGGUAAUAAUUACCUUACCUUCUGUUAGUACUUGAAUAUGUUGUUUCCGAAUCAUGAAAUUUGUAGUCAGUGAAGAAGUUUGUAAUCAUAUCAAAUUGGUCAUUAUGUGCUGUGAACCUAAUUGUUUGCAGUAACAUGUAUGCAUGCACAACUAUAAUUUGUAUGGACAAAACUUUGGAUACAGUUUCAAGUGUUAGUGGCCUUGUUCUCUAAUCGAACCGAAGUCCACCUAUGGCAAGUCUGCAUAAUCCUUUAAUUCUUAUUUUUACUACACUAAUAUUGAGGUGAAACUCUAUUUCUGAUUUGAGAAAGUACCAGCAGAGUUUAGGAAGUGUAUCUAAAUUUCGAACAAUGUUAACUUCUGUAUUGUGGAGACACUUUUAUGUUUACAAACUUUGCUGUGCUUAAGUAUUUCUUCUCAAUUUUUACUCUACCGCGAAGACCAUGUUAUCCAACAAUUUCUUUUGUUUAACCUUAGGAUUUGACAUCAUGAAAGGCAGAAAAAGAGAAGUACUAUACCUUAUGUGUACUAGUAUUUCUUGUUUGUGUAGUAUUUUGUGGAGUAUAAAGUAGGCAUGAUUGGACAUGUCAUUUAAACUAACAAACUAAUUUGCAUACAAAUUCUUAUUGCAAUGUAAUUUUUUUUUUCUCUUACAAGCACGUACGAUCAAAUCUUGACCUUUUGAGCCAGUCUUCUAAUGGACAAGAUCAUGCCUGAGAAGUUAUCCUUGGGAAUGGUACCUCUGGGCUUUGAGAUGUUAGUUUGCACAGUUUUUGACUGAGACGAGUUCCUGGCAUGAACAGAAUCAAUAAUAUAGAAUGCUACUACACACUAUUUUUCUUUUUUUCAACAACUCUAUCAUUGCUUGAAGUCUUAUUCCCAAACUAAUAAUUCGAAUCUCUCACUCACCCCUAAUCUAGUGAUACUCGUGGAUUUCACUAAAUAACAAAUAGUGUGAUGAAAAAAAGUGUAUUACUAGCAUUUAUCAUGCAAUGAUACUUGUUGGUAACUUUUUCUCCCUAUCAAUCAUGAUUAGUUCACAGAAAAGACUCGCAUCUGCUUCCGAGAUGCCCUGUUUCGCCUUGCCAAAAAUACAAACAGCAUGCAG